Molecule: messenger RNA, 951 nt
Organism: Coffea eugenioides
Lineage: Eukaryota; Viridiplantae; Streptophyta; Magnoliopsida; Gentianales; Rubiaceae
Product: probable WRKY transcription factor 49
Exons: 3
Coding region: 1-951 (316 amino acids)
Biological process (GO): regulation of DNA-templated transcription
Molecular function (GO): sequence-specific DNA binding; DNA-binding transcription factor activity
Source: RefSeq, a predicted model, not a curated record
AUGGCGGAUCUUCAGCCUACUCCUUGGUCUGCAGAUGAACUAGUAGGAGAGCUACUUGACAAUGAAUCGCCAUUCUUCAUAAUUCCUGAUCAAGUGGCCGAGGCAUCAAACUUGGACGUUGCAUCGAAUCAUUCACCUGUGUAUAACAGGCUAAUGUCCGCUGUUUACUCGGGGCCAACCAUGCAAGAUAUAGAAAGUGCUUUGUCUGUGACCGAGUAUAGAAAUCAAACCGAGCAUGUCUCACAAGCCAGAGUUUCCAUGGUGGAGAGAGACUUGAGUAGGACUCAUGAGAACAAUUACAGGUACACGCUGAGAAUUAAGAGUUGCGACAAUGCAUUGGCUGAUGAUGGUUAUAAAUGGAGGAAGUAUGGCCAGAAAUCUAUAAAGAAUAGCCCAAACCCCCGGAGCUAUUACAGGUGCACAAACCCAAGGUGUGGUGCAAAGAAACAGGUGGAGCGGUGCAGUGGUGACCCGGAAACUCUCAUCAUCACCUACGAAGGCCUUCACCUCCACUUUGCUUACCCAUUUUUCCCACGCAACCUACCACAACAGCAGCAUGUGAAUUCCCCUGCUAAGAAGAAGCAAAGGAAGCCCACGAGUAGUAGCAAUUCACAAGGCAGAAAUGAUCAGGAGGCGCAACGCAGCUUUACUACUAGUAUAAACGAUGCAGAAGAAAGCUCGGACAAUGUUACCUACUCUAGCCCUGUAAUACCACCACCACCGGCAACAGUCGGCGACGUCAAUACAGGAUGGGAGCAUAAAGGAACAGAGGGCGACUACUCGCCACAAGGCUUGCUUGAAGAUGUGGUGCCAUUACCAAUUCGUAAUCCCUUGAUUAAUCCGACGUCCGUGAAUUCUUCGUCCUCUUCCUCUUUUCCAUCUACUCCAACUUCACCUUCUUCCAUUUCGUGGCCUCCGGGCUAUUCAACCUUAGGCUUCGUCGGAUUUUAG